AUGAAUGCUAAGCUAACCAAGGAAGUAAUGGAGGAUGAAAUCCGUGAGGCUUUGUUCUCUAUGAACCCAGAAAAAGCUCCUGGACAAGAUGGAAUGUCACCUUUGUUUUUUCAGAAAUUUUGGAAUUUCAUUAAAAGUGACAUCAUUCCAGCUAUUAAAGCUUUUUUUCACUCAGGUCACAUGCUCAAAUCAGUUAACCAUACGGUGAUAUCCCUUAUCCCCAAAAUUCUGCACCCAACCAAUCUGAAAAAUUUCAGGCCUAUCAGUCUAUGUAGUGUGCUCUAUAAAAUCAUAUCAAAAAUCUUGGCUAAUAGACUGAAGUCUGUUCUGGAUCUGUGCAUUAGCAAAACUCAAUCUGCCUUCAUACCUGAAAGACAGAUUUUAGAUAAUGUGAUCAUAGCUCAUGAGUACAUGCAUUUUCUUAAAAAUAAAAGACAAGGGAAAGAGGGCUACAUGGCUAUCAAACUGGACAUGGCAAAGGCUUAUGAUAGGGUGGAGUGGCAAUGCUUGAUGGAUAUGAUGGAAAAGAUGGGCUUCUGCUCUAAAUGGAUAAACUGGAUCCAUAGUUGUUUGAAGACAGUGAGCUACUCCUUCAACUGUAACGGAGAGAUCAAAGGCUUUGUGACACCAGAAAGAGGGAUAAGACAGGGAGAUCCCUUGUCUCCAUAUCUGUUUCUUAUCUGCUCAGAGGGCUUCUCAAACUUGCUAAAAAGGGCGGAGGAAAGUAAAAGAAUCCAGGGGCUCAAAAUCAGCAGAAAUGGCCCAGUGUUAACACAUUUGUUUUUUGCGGAUGAUUCUAUCAUUUUUUGCAAGGCUAACAAGAAUGAGGCCGUGGAAAUCAUGAAGGUGUUGAAAACAUAUGAAAAGGCCUCGGGGCAAUUAGUCAACCUAGACAAAUCAGCAGUUUUCUUUAGCAAAAAUAUGGAUGAUGAGCUGAAGAAGGAGGUAUGCCUGACUUUAGGAGGAAUGGUAGAGGCUAAACAAGGCAAAUACCUGGGGCUUCCAAUGGUAGUUUCAAGGUCUAAAGAGCAGAUCUUUGGUUUUGUGAGGGACAAUAUAAGGAAAAGAUGCCAGAAUUGGAAGAACAAACUUCUGAGUCCAGCAGGUAAGGAAGUGCUUCUGAAAGCUGUGGUAAUGGCAAUGCCUACAUACGUGAUGUCUAGUUUCAAGUUGUCCAGAAGGCUGUGCAAAGAUAUCUGUGCUUUGAUGGCCAAUUUUUGGUGGGGUGAAGCUAAUGGCAAGAACAAAAUGCACUGGUUGUCUUGGGAAAGAUUGGCAAGGGCUAAAAGUGCAGGAGGAUUAGGAUUUAAGGAUGUUGAAGCUUUCAAUCAAGCGCUGUUAGGAAAACAAGUUUGGAGGAUACUUACUAAACCAAAUCUGUUGGUUAGUAAGGUGUUGAAAUCCAGAUAUUCUCCACAGGAACCCAUUCUGCAGUGCAAUCUCGCCAAAAAUGCAUCAUGGAUUUGGCAAGGACUUAUGGGGGCUAGAAGUUUAAUCACUGCUGGUAUGAUCAGAAGGAUAGGAAAUGGAAGGAGUACAAAUAUUUGGAGACACAAGUGGAUCCCAGACUCUGAGACAGGGAAGCCAACUACUAGUCGAGGAAUUCAUUGUGAGCUGGAAAAGGUGGAGGAGCUUAUCAGUCAGCAUAGGUGGAACAGAAAUAUUAUAUUCAGAUACUUCAAUAGAAGUGAUGCUCAGAAAAUCUUAGCUAUUCCUCUAAGCCUGGCUGACAGGGAGGAUAGCUUUUACUGGCAACCAAAGGAGGGAGGGAUGUACACUGUCAAUUCUGGGUAUAAGUUUCUGAUGAAGCAACACAGAAAGAGGGAUAGGUGCAAUCAGGGAGAAGCUAGCUCUAGCUAUAUAGUAAGUGAUUCGCAUUUAGCUCAGAUGUGGAAUACACUUUGGAGAUUAAACAUCAAACACAAAAUCAAGUUUUUCGUUUGGAAAUGUAUUCAAGGUGCUCUGCCUGUGAAAGCAGCAGUGUAUAGAAGAACGGGGGUGGGGGAUCCGAUAUGUAAGAUGUGUGGAACAGCACAGGAAACAGUUGAACAUCUUCUGCUGAAUUGCCCCCACACGGAAAACAUAUGGAAGGCCUCUCCCAUUCAAUGGGACGGAGCAAAGGAGCAGCAGGGAGAUUUCAAAAGGUGGUGGCUAAGAAUCUCAGAAGCAAGGCACAGGACAGAAGGGAUGGAUCACAUUGGUUUAACUGCGAAUAUCCUGUGGCAGGUGUGGAAAGAUAGAAACAAAAGAGAAUUCGAGAACACUACCGCUGAUACUCCCUUCAAAGCUAUAAGGAAAGCGCAUUCUGGUUGGUUAGAGCAGCAGCAGUUGGAGUACAAGGGGGAAGGAGAGAGCACAGAAGAAACAGCCCCUAGACAAGAAACUCAGGAUCAGAGUUAUGUAAAUGAAGGAGAAGUGCUAAUGGAGGUGGCUACAACCAUGAAACAAGGGCAGCUAUUCAUGGGAAUUGGAGUCAAAGUUAAAGUUUUUGCAAGUGAUACGACGAUAGGGUGGGCAAUGAAAGACAUCAGUUCUGGAAACAAACUCCUAGAUGAAGCUUUGGCGCUGAAACUAGUGCUGUGUAAAGCUGUGCAGCGCAAGUGGAGCAAUAUUAAGCUGAGUUUUGGUAACAAAGAACUGUGGAGACAACUGAAACACCAGAGCCCAGCGAACAGCAGAUUGGCAACAGUACUUGAAGACAUAUCUCAGCUACAGAGAUUGUUUCGCAUGUGCUCUUUUGGAUUGAAUAGGGAAGAAGAUAUGAUAGUUAGCAAAAAAAUGAGUGUUGAUGCUUUAAGCAUUAUUGUGGAUGAGGAGCGACAGCUUCCUCAGUGUCUUUGA
This is a messenger RNA of Coffea arabica (coffee), 2841 nucleotides long. RefSeq lists its product as uncharacterized. The record is from RefSeq and is a predicted model, not a curated record. Gene Ontology annotation, molecular function: nucleic acid binding; RNA-DNA hybrid ribonuclease activity. Lineage: Eukaryota; Viridiplantae; Streptophyta; Magnoliopsida; Gentianales; Rubiaceae.